AUGCUACUGAAGGAUCUCGAAGAUGCCUUACAAGGAUAUCAAACGAGGAAAGAAGCGCCAGAGAGCACGAGAAGAGUUUCAAGUACUGUAAUUGAUGACGAAUUAUGUUCCUUAUCAAACGCACUGGCAUCGCCACCUGAAGCAGUGAAAAAGAACUCCAAAGCGUCAACGGGAAAGCGUAAAUACCAUCAAAAAUCAAGAUCUGGCUGCUCUACUUGUAAGAAACGUCGAGUUAAGUGCGAUGAACAGAAACCACUUUGCGGGAAUUGUGUUAAAUUAAAAUUGGAGUGUGGGUAUCUUCAUAUGGAUCCAGAAGAGAGCUCACCACCGCCGCCACCACCAAAGAAAGCAAAAAAAAUGAAGACAGAGACAGAACUGAAGAAGGCGAAGGCGGUAUCUACAGGGAGGAGUUCCAUCAAACUGGGUAGUGAUGACGUUAUUGGAAACAACAACUAUUCAGACGAGACUUCAACAAGGAAUAAUAGCAUCGACCAACGAUCUUUGGAUGGGUUGAACUCUUCAACGACCACACAACAAGCUACACCCUCGUUGACACCUACACCAAACACAUCACAACCAAGUUUGGACAGUUCGGUACCACCUGGUAACCCUAUGGCAACAAUGGGCCAGCUGAUGAACAAUCCCUUGAGCGCAUUGUCUUCAGGACUACUAAGUGCAGGGAAUUUGAAUAAUUUGAAUAUCGCUCAUUUGGUUAAUAAUUUGGCAGGUAUGGGUGGUGUGGCUGGUGAUGCAGGAAACGGUUUAAACAAUUUGAUGAACCUUGGAAACUUGGCAAAUCUUUCAAACUUGGCAACGUUGGCACAAUUGCCGAUUGACUUGAGCAAUUUAGCUGGAUUAUUUGGUGGUGCAGGAGGUGUUGGAGGUGGACUAAUUGAACAAUUGGCAAGUGCAGCUAUAAAUGGUAACAGUGGGCUGCCAUUGGAUGCAUUGUUGAAUGCACAAUCAGGGCAGCAGCAGCAGCAGCAGCAGUUGCGAUCACAGGGUCGAGACCAAUUGAAUAUGGGUCAGUCAAACCGACAACAAGCUCAAUAUCGAUCUACUUCGUCCGACGAUGGACAAUUUGAGAACCAAAAAUCCGCUCCCCUUCAACAACAACAGCAACAACAACCACAGCCACAGUCAUCACAACAGCCGCAGAAUCUCGAUGAUAGCAGCAUUGAUGCAAACAUCAACUUGGACUCCCAAGGAUCAGCAUCUUCACCACCAUUUAACAUCCCUCCACACACAUCAUCUGAGCCAGUGCCAGACUCUGCUGGAACACUACCGAAUAUUGCUCCAAAUCAAACACUGUCGAUUCCAUCAUCUGUACCUUUGAACAAUAAGACUAUGGCACAAGCAAUGAAUUCGAGUACUUUGAAUAUGUUGGAUUUGAAAUUGAUGUUUCAUUACACGUCACAAGUGGCCAACACAAUUACUGGUGCUGGUAUUUCAGAAACCAAUAUAUGGAUCCAUGAUAUUCCCAUGUUGGCAUUUGAGCAUCCAUUCUUGAUGCAUUCGAUAUUAGCAUUCAGUGCUACCCAUUUAUCACGAACGGAAAAAGGGUUGGACCAAUGUGUUACUUGUCAUAGAGGUGAUGCAUUGAGGUUGUUGAGGGAAGCAGUCUUGGACAUCAACGCCGACAAUACCGAUGCACUCGUUGCUAGUGCAUUGAUUUUGAUUAUGGACUCAUUGGCCAAUGCAUCAUUCCCUUCAUCAACGUCGCCCAAAUCGCUACCCGCAUCAGCAUGGAUUUUCCAUGUAAAAGGUGCAGCAACAAUUUUAACUGCUGUUUGGCCGUUAACUGAAGCAUCUCGAUUUUACAAAUUUAUAAGCGUUGAUUUGGGUGAUUUGGGUGAUAUUAUUAAUCAAAAGGCAAAUUUGAACACAACCAACCCUAGUGGGUCAACUUCAAAUGGCAACGGUGAACGAUUCUAUGCUGAUCUUGAGUGUCAUGAUGCUGAUAUCGCUGAUUUGUUCCCCGUUGAAAUUGAUUCUCCAUAUUUGAUUACAUUGGCUUAUUUGAACAAACUACAUAAGGAAAGGUAUAAGUCUGAUUUUAUAUUACGAAUAUUUGCAUUUCCGGCAUUGUUGGAUAAACAAUUUAUGUCAUUGUUGAUGUCAGGUGAUGUGAAAUCGAUGAGGAUUAUGAGAUCGUAUUACAAAUUGUUGCGGUCAUUUACAAUGGAGAUGAAGGAUAAAGUAUGGUUCUUAGAAGGUGUCGCACAAGUGUUGCCUCUGAAUGUUGAGGAAUAUGCUGGUGGUGCUGGUGGUAUGCAUAUGAUGAUGGAUUUCUUGGGUGGUGGACCUGAUAUCGUGGAUGAUUAUGGUAAUGAAUUUGAUGAUAGCGAUGGUGACGAAGAGCUUGAUGGUGAUGUUGCCGGUGGCAACUGUGGUGUCAGGAAUGGCUCUGAUGCAAAUGUGACCACUACUAAACGAACUAAAAUGAACUUGACUGAAAUGACCAAUACUAAUAAUUUACCGAGUGAUAUUACAAGAGAGUUGGAUAUAAUGCAAGGAGAUCAAGGGUUUAUCAACUUGAAAUGA
Lodderomyces parapsilosis is the source of this 2544-nucleotide messenger RNA. It is a transcript of the gene UPC2, whose product is annotated as Upc2p. The coding region runs from base 1 to 2544 and encodes 847 amino acids. The transcript has a single exon. Gene Ontology annotation, molecular function: zinc ion binding; DNA-binding transcription factor activity, RNA polymerase II-specific. The record is from RefSeq and is a predicted model, not a curated record. Gene Ontology annotation, biological process: regulation of transcription by RNA polymerase II. NCBI's taxonomy places the organism in Eukaryota, Fungi, Ascomycota, Pichiomycetes, Serinales, Debaryomycetaceae.